AUGCUUGCUGCCACUGCUGUGCUCGUGUUUUGGAUCUCACUCACACUCCCCCUGUGCCAAGCAGGCGACGACAUCUCCUUCACCCUCACUCCCUCCUUCCAGAAUAGCAACCUGUUAGCUUUCAGAGGCAGCGCAAAAGGCAAAGAGACGAGCAUCUUCCUCACCUCGGGGCAGCCAGGGAGUGUCGGACGAGUCUACCACAAGCUCCCGGUCCGCUUCCGCCAUGCCGACGCCCCUGUCAAGCUCGUCACCUUCAAUACCUCGUUUCAGUUCAAGAUCACGCAGCCGUCGUGCCAGCAGGGAGAAGGAUUCGCCUUCGUCGUCGUCCCCAAGCCUCGGGCUCCUCCACCCGGAAGCGUCCUCGGCCUCAUGACCCCCGGCCGGAGCCUCAACCACACGUUUGCGGUGGAGUUUGACACGCACCAGAACAUGGUGUACGAGGACCCGCCCUGGCAGCACGUCGGUGUGGAUCUCGGCAGCCUCAUCUCGGCUCAAACGACUGGAAGCAACAUGCAGGAGCUCCUGGCCAGUAAUCUCACGCUCACCGCGUGGAUCGAGUACUGGGGCCUCUACGACACACUAGAGGUGAGAGUUAGCAACGGGAACAGGAGACCCGCAAAGCCAGACCUGGAAUUGCCGAGAGUGAGGCUCCCGGCGAUUCUCCAGAGGGAAAGCUACUACGUUGGCUUCUCCGCAUCCACUGGCCAGUGUCACCAGUAUUACCAGAUCUACAAAUGGAGCUUCACCACCCGGUACGUGAGCCAUCCCCCGAACAAGAGCGCACCACCGGGAGCCUGCAAGGCGUGGUACUGCAGUAGAACGAACUUCAUAGUCGCGGUUUUGCUGUCCUCGGCCGGGCUGGGAGUCGCGAUGCUGCUGCUGGGAGCUGCGCUGCUACAAUUCCAGGCCUUCCUCCGGGUCUACCUCAAGACACGGAGUAUCCAGAGACGGAACAAAGCUGGCUGCUCCUUCACGCUCUUCAGCUUCGAGGAGUUGGCGCUGGCGACGAAGAACUUCAGCGACAAGGAGCUGCUCGGCCGCGGAGGGAUGGGAAGCGUCUACAAAGGAGUGCUGUCCAGCGACGGCUCGGUCGUGGCGGUGAAGCUGCUGGCCAACGAUUCCAAGGAGAGCCACCACCAGUUUAUAUCGGAGCUGUCCAUCAUCUCCCGCCUCCAGCACAAGAACUUGGUCUCUCUCCGAGGCUGGUGUCACGAGAAAAGCAAACUCAUCCUCGUCUACGAGUUCAUGCCCAACGGGAGCCUCGACACCAUCCUGUUCGACCACCGGCGCGUUCUCCAGUGGGAUCAGCGGUACAACAUCGCCCAAGGCAUCGCCGAAGCGCUCGCCUUCUUGCACGGAGGAUGGGAGCACAAGAUCGUCCACCGGGACGUGAAAGCCGCAAACGUUUUGCUGGAUGCUGAUUUCGUUCCCCGGCUCGGCGACUUCGGCCUGGCUCGAUUCAUGGACGCCACCACCGAGGACAUGACCAAAGUCGGAACCUUGGGAUACAUCGCUCCCGAGUUGGCGUACACCGGAAGAGCAACCGUAAAGUCGGACGUCUACGGCUUUGGAGUGGUCCUCUUGGAGAUCGCAACCGGCCUCCACGCGCUUGACAAGAGCUUCGAAGCCGAUGGAAUAACUCUGCUCGACUGGGUGUGGAAGGCCAACACCGGAGGAAUGCUGCUCGAGGCCGCGGACGUGAAGUUGAUCAAGUGCUUCGAUGCGUUGCAAAUGGAGCGCGUCUUGACCCUCGGACUCUUGUGCUGCCAUCCCGAUGCGGAUAGCAGGCCGACGAUGCGAGAGUGUUGCCAGUUUCUGAGUGGAGACGUGCCGGCCCCCGUGCCGCCAACUUCCCGGCCUGUAACGCUCAGCUAUUACGCGGAGCACCCGGCAAUACAGGCCUUGAACGAGCCUUGAAAGUUAUAACCCCCGAUGUUAAC
Molecule: messenger RNA, 1940 nt
Organism: Selaginella moellendorffii
Lineage: Eukaryota; Viridiplantae; Streptophyta; Lycopodiopsida; Selaginellales; Selaginellaceae
Product: L-type lectin-domain containing receptor kinase VIII.1
Exons: 1
Coding region: 1-1917 (638 amino acids)
Biological process (GO): protein phosphorylation
Cellular component (GO): plasma membrane
Molecular function (GO): protein kinase activity; carbohydrate binding; ATP binding
Source: RefSeq, a predicted model, not a curated record